Dendrobium catenatum is the source of this 1575-nucleotide messenger RNA. RefSeq lists its product as uncharacterized. Lineage: Eukaryota; Viridiplantae; Streptophyta; Magnoliopsida; Asparagales; Orchidaceae. The transcript has 4 exons. The record is from RefSeq and is a predicted model, not a curated record. The annotation marks the transcript as partial. Gene Ontology annotation, molecular function: RNA-DNA hybrid ribonuclease activity; nucleic acid binding.
AUGCGCUUAGAAAUUGAACAACAAGUGAUAUCUGAAGUUAAGAAACUGAUUGAUGCAGGCUUUAUUCGAAAGGAAAAAUAUCCCUCUUGGUUGGCUAGUGUCAUCCCAGUAAAAAAGAAAAGUGGUCAAAUUCGCGUAUGCAUCGAUUAUAAGGAUCUGAAUAAGGCAUGUCCGAAAGAUGGGUUCCCGUUACCCAUACCAGAACACAUGGUAGACAUUGCCUCUGAGCAUGAAAUUUUCUCUUUUAUGGACGAUUCAUCUGGAUAUAACCAAAUCAAGAUGACUCCUGAAGAUGAAAAAUUUACUGCAUUCAAAACACCUAUAGGGGUCUUCUGUUACAAAGUCAUGCCCUUUGGACUUAAAAAUGCUGGUGCAACUUACCAGCGAGCUAUGACCCGAAUCUUUGAUGAUUUAAUCCACCAACAAGUGGAAUGUUAUAUCGAUGAUUUGGUUGUCAAAAGUCAUCAAAGGGAAUACCACCUUCAUGAUCUGAGAAUCAUUUUUGAAAGGUUGCGCCACUACGACCUAAAGAUGAACCCUUUGAAAUGUGAUUUCGGAGUUACUACAGGGAAAUUCUUAGGGUUUGUAGUGAGACACCGACGUAUAGAAAUUGAUCCUUCCAAAAUAAAAGCCAUCUUUGAUGUGCCUCCUCCUAAAAGUCUAACCCAAUUAAGAUCUCUUCAAGUUUUAGCGGCUACUAUUUCGCUAAAACCUCUGAUACUUUACACCGCAGCUUUAGACAACUCUCUUGGCGCCUUGAUGUUUGGCAAAAUGGUUAAUAUUCUUAACCAGUUUGAUAUCACGUUUAUACCCUUACGUGCUAUCAAAGAUCAAGUCGUAGCUGACUUCUUAGCAGCACACCCGAUCCCUGCUGAAUCCCCUCUAAAUGAUGAUCUCCCUGAUGAACAAAUUAUGAGUUUAGAGGAGCAGGAAGGAAAUACCUGGGAGUUAUAUUUUGAUGGUGCCGCAUCUUCACAAAAGAUUGAGGAAUCUCAAGAAGUAAUCCCAGGAAAGGCCGGUAUCAGGUUGGUUUUCAUAACCCCUGAAAAAGAAUUGUUGCGUUAUUCUUAUCAUUUAUUAGAGCCUUGCACUAAUAACAAAUCUGAAUAUGAAGAUCUAAUAACUGGUUUAGAAUUAGCAAUAUCAAUGGAAAUCUGGGAAAUCAAGAUCUUUGGAGAUUCUCAACUUAUUAUCAAUCAAGGUACCCCGAAUUCUAUGGCGGAUGCCCUUGCAAAACUUGCAAAAGAGUUAGCUUGUAUAGAAGAAGAGUCAAUCUCUAUAGAAGUUCAAGGUCGCAAAAUCUUAUCUCCUAUAGACUUGGAAUACAUCAAUAAAAUUUUUCCUUCUAAGGGUGAGAUUGUUCUUGCUGUUAAUGAUGAAACGGUUGACUGGAGAAAACCUUUCAUUGACUACUUGCAAGAAAACAAACUCCCUCAAGAGAAAUCUGCUGCAGAUCAGAUUAAAAGAAGGGCUCUCUCUUAUACACUAAUAAACAACACUUUAUACCGCCGGUAUUUUGAUCAAUUGUGGUUACGUUGUUUUAACAAACAGGAAGCCCAAAAGAUUAUCACCGAG